GAUCUGAAAACCACAAACUCUCCUUGUGGUUUUCACCGGGAAAAAAUCUUAGCUGCUUUUAUCUCUCUCUCUCUCUAUUUGCAAAUGGCAGCAGCGUUUUUGAAUAUUGGCAGCUACGUUUUCGUCUUGUUCUUAUCGUCAUUAGCCACAUUAGCACCACAGGUUCAAGCCAAUAUUGCCGUCUUCGACGACUACUGGACGCAGCGUCAAGGCGAUGCGUUGAAACAAACUUUGGCCUCUUUCGAUCCUUAUCCUCUUAACGUCACCAACCACUUGAAUUACCAUGUCGCUUUAGCACUUGACACCACGGAAUCAAUCAACAGCACAAGAAGAGAGCUUUCACAGGCGAGACGUGGUCGUAAAAUGCAAAACAGAAGAGGAAAAUGCGUAGCUCAUAACCCGAUAGACAAAUGCUGGAGAUGCGACCGUGAUUGGGAAAAGAACCGUAAGAAACUAGCGGUCUGUGCCCUCGGAUUCGGCAGGAGAACCAGCGGAGGAAAAGACGGACCGAUCUACGUAGUCACCGAUGCCUCAGACGACGAACUUAUCAGCCCUAGGCCAGGAACAUUAAGACACGCGGUGACACGAGAAGGACCGCUUUGGAUCAUCUUCGCAAGAAGCAUGGUCAUAAAACUGCAACAGGAACUGAUGAUGACGAGCGAUAAAACGAUCGAUGGACGUGGAGCUAGGGUGUACAUCAUGGGAGGUUCUGGAUUAACGCUGCAGUUUGUGAAUAAUGUGAUCGUACACAAUAUCUAUAUCAAGCAGAUUGUUCCCGCGAACGGCGGUUUGAUCAGAGACUCCGAGCAACAUAUAGGGCUCAGGACAAGAAGUGAUGGUGAUGGAAUCAAUUUGUUUGGAGCAACUAAUGUUUGGAUCGAUCAUGUCUCGAUGACGAGAUGUUCUGAUGGUAUGAUUGAUGCGAUUCUAGGAUCCACUGCAGUGACUGUCUCCAACAGCCACUUCACAGACCACCAAGAGGUGAUGCUUUUUGGGGCCAAUGACAAACACGAGAUCGACAAGAAGAUGCAGAUAACAGUUGCAUUCAACCACUUUGGUAAGAGACUGGAACAGAGAAUGCCCCGGGUCAGAUUCGGAACGAUACAUGUGGUGAACAAUGACUACACACAUUGGGAAAUGUAUGCAAUUGGUGGAAACAUGAACCCUACAAUCAUUAGUCAUGGCAACCGUUUCAUUGCUCCUCCUAACGAACAAGCCAAACAGAUCACAAAGAGAGAGUACACUUCUUACGUUGAUUGGAAACUUUGGAACUGGCAAUCAGAAGGAGAUUACUUCCUGAAUGGAGCUUACUUUGUGCAAUCCGGUAAACCUAAUGCGUGGAGCCCUAAACCGAAGAACCCUAUCCCGAACAAGUUUGCGAUCCGACCUAAGCCGGGAACGAUGGUCCGUAUACUCACCAUGGACGCAGGAGUACUGGGCUGCAAACAAGGUCAAGCCUGCUGAUGAUUAAAAUUACCAUUUUGUUGCCUUCCAACAAACAAAGCUUGUGCUCCCUGUAUUUGCUUGUUGUCCAAGAAAAGAGAGAGAGAGAGAGAGAGGGGAAAAAAGGAAAUGAAAGUGGGCUUUUCUAUGAUUGGGGUUUUGUAAUAUUAUUCUUAUUAGGAUUCAGUUUCCUCUAUGUACAAUUUUCCCCCAUAUAUUUUCAUAUUUUC
Molecule: messenger RNA, 1673 nt
Organism: Brassica oleracea var. oleracea
Lineage: Eukaryota; Viridiplantae; Streptophyta; Magnoliopsida; Brassicales; Brassicaceae
Product: probable pectate lyase 3
Exons: 3
Coding region: 85-1464 (459 amino acids)
Molecular function (GO): pectate lyase activity
Source: RefSeq, a predicted model, not a curated record